UGAAUUACAGUGGUGGCAAUUAUAAAAUACAGGUAUACAGGUGUGUAAAUAUCGCUCAUCUCAAUUAUAUACACACAUUUGUUGCGCCUCGGGAAAAAUUAUAAAAAAAAAGUUAAAUUAAAUUAAAAAAAUAAACGAUGGCCACAGAGGAGCAUCAACGCUUGGCCAACAUUGUGAAGAGCUGUCACGAGAGCUUAAGACAACUCACAAAAUUAUAUGGGGCAGAGCGGGCCUGGCAGGAGCAUACAGCACCCCACAAUGCAGAAAAGCUGGCUGAAUAUGCAGAUGCAAUGCAGCAACUUGCAGGCAUAUGGGAAACGAACACCAGUAAGACGGAAUUGCAAGCGCGUAGUCGCAUCAAAUGGGCCAUUGACUAUAUUACCAAGUACUUCUAUACCGAGGGCAUCUAUCUACAAAAGCGACAGCGAGAGCAACGCUUGCUAGCCUCCUACAAUGAGCUGGCGGCUUCGGAAUGCGCCUACAUGGCUGAGCCGCCAGACAGGGUGCGGGUGCUGGACGUAGGCAGCUGCUUCAAUCCCUUUGGAAAUACACCACAUCUCGAGGUGACAGCCAUUGAUCUCUGUCCCGCACCUGGAGCUCUAGUACUGCAGGCAGACUUUCUCACAGUGGGCGUGGACGCCAGCUUGAAGCAACCGGAGAUAACCGAUCAAAGCGUGAAAAGCUUACCUGCUGGCUACUAUCAUUGUGUCAUAUUCAGCCUCCUGCUAGAGUAUAUGCCUAGUGCGGAGCAGCGUUUGAUCUGUUGCCAGAAGGCCUACGAACUGCUGGGUCCGGAGGGAAUUCUAGUCAUCAUCACGCCCGAUUCACAGCACGUGGGAAAGAAUGCUAGCAUCAUGAAGAACUGGCGAUUUGCUCUGGCCAAGCUGGGCCUGCUUCGCGUGCGGUUCGAGAAGCUGCCCCAUAUCACAUGCAUGGUCUUUCGUCGAGCAAUUAGUCAGCAUUUGUCGCAGCACUGGGCGAGCGUGCACCGCGAGGAGGGCAUCUGUGAGACGAUUCGCAUUCCACAGGACGAUCAUUAAAUAGCCAUAA
Messenger RNA from Drosophila hydei, 1050 nucleotides. It is a transcript of the gene Samtor, whose product is annotated as S-adenosylmethionine sensor upstream of mTORC1. Gene Ontology annotation, biological process: negative regulation of TORC1 signaling. NCBI's taxonomy places the organism in Eukaryota, Metazoa, Arthropoda, Insecta, Diptera, Drosophilidae. The transcript has a single exon. The record is from RefSeq and is a predicted model, not a curated record. The coding region runs from base 138 to 1040 and encodes 300 amino acids.